This is a messenger RNA of Cheilinus undulatus (humphead wrasse), 3794 nucleotides long. RefSeq names its product tetratricopeptide repeat domain 39A (gene ttc39a). The record is from RefSeq and is a predicted model, not a curated record. The coding region runs from base 177 to 2012 and encodes 611 amino acids. Gene Ontology annotation, molecular function: protein binding. The transcript is spliced from 21 exons. Lineage: Eukaryota; Metazoa; Chordata; Actinopteri; Labriformes; Labridae.
AGGAAGGAAGGAGGAAGACUGCAGCUGCUGUGCCUUCUGUCAGAGUAAACUACGAGUGGACUGCUCUUCUAUCUCUCUGUCUGUCCGUGUUUCUGUCCGUCUGUCCACCCAUGCCCGCUGUUUAACCUGCUCUGUCCGGGAUCUUCUGCUGUUUCACCGGACCUCACGUCUGUGGGAUGAGUUUUAUUAACUGGAGACGAAGCGUGAAGAAAAAGGAUGCUUCGCAGAGGCAAGAUAUACCCGACAGUCCGGACACCCCGAGCCAAUUGUCAGUCAUAAACAGUCCAGAGCUGGAUCCCAUCAUCACUGAUUUCAGGUUACAGCUACCAGGAAACAAUAAUGGUCCAGAAUCAACAAAUCCAGCAAAUGGUUGCUUGCGGUCAGACCUGUCGCUGGCUCUGGAGGACUGCAUGGCUGCCCUCGAUUUGUUCCUUAGAAACCAGUUCGAGGAGGCGCAGGCUCAGCUUAGAAGCAGAACCAAAGACAGCAUGUACCACGCUCUGACUUACGCCACCAUCCUGGAGAUGCAGGCCAUGAUGACUUUUGAUCCUCAACAUAUUCUGGCUGCAGGAAACACCAUGAAGGAGGCUCAGGCUAUCUGCCAGCGGCAUCGCAAGAAGUCCUCCUUCUCCAAAAACUUCACAGAAGAGGAACUCCAUGCGGAGGUGUGCUUUGCCGAAUGUCUCCUGCAGAGGGCAGCACUCACCUUCCUACAGGAUGAAAACAUGAUCAGUUUUAUCAGAGGAGGAAUCAAAGUGAGGAACAGCUACCAGACAUACAAAGAGCUUCAUACAGUCCUCCAGUCCUCUGGAUACAUUCAUGGAGACAACCAUGGCCAUUUCGAAGGUGGUGUUAAACUGGGAGUAGGAGCUUUCAAUCUAAUGAUUUCCAUGUUGCCUACACGGACGCUCAAGCUGCUGGAGUUUGUGGGUUUCUCUGGUAAUAAGGAGUUUGGUCUACAGCAGCUUCAGGAGGGCUCAGCAGAAAGCACGUUCAGGUCCUUCCUCUGCAACAUGCUGCUGCUGUGUUAUCACACCUUCAUGAGCUUCAUACUGGGCACAGGAGAAGGAGACGUUGAAGAUGCAGAGAAGCUUCUUCAGCCAUAUCUCAAAAAAUAUCCCAAGGGAUCCAUCUUCUUGUUUUUCGCUGGUCGAAUCGAGGAGAUCAAAGGAAACCUGGAUGCUGCUAUUAAGCGGUUCGAGGAGUGCUGCGAGGCUCAGCAGCAGUGGAAACAGUUUCACCACAUGUGUUACUGGGAGCUCAUGUGGUGCUUCACAUAUAAAAGGCACUGGAAGAUGGCCUACUUCUACGCUGACCUUCUCAGCAAGGAGAACUCCUGGUCCAAGGCGACCUAUGCGUAUAUGAAAGCAGCCUACCUCAGCAUGCUGACUGCAGAUGAUUGCCUAACAUUCGGGGAGACUGCGAUCACUCUGUUCAGGCAGGUUCCUGGGCUGAAGCAGAAAAUUGCAGGCAAAUCUUUACCAACAGAGAAGUUUGCUAUCAGAAAAGCCCGCCGCUACCUUGCAGAAAGCCCCAUUCCUCUUCCUGCUCCUCCUCUGGAGAUGAUGUACAUCUGGAACGGUUACACAGUCAUAGGCAAGCAAAGAGACCUGACUGAGGGGAUGCUGAAAACACUAGACGAGGCCCAGGCUAAUCUUGAGAGCAGGACUGAGUUCUCCAUAGAUGAUCAAUGUCUGCUGAGCCUCUUGAAGGGACUGUGUCUCAAACACCUGGGGCACCAAGAAGAAGCUGAACAUUACUUUACUCUGGUCCUCUGCAAUGAGACUCAGAUCAAGUUUGACCAUUACCUGGUUCCUAAUGCCCUGCUAGAGCAUGGCCUGCUGUGUCUGGAGCAAGGCAGAAAAGAUGAAGCUAUCAAACUGCUUGAAGCAGCAAAGCAAAACUACAAGAACUACUCAAUGGAGUCUCGGACACACUUUCGUAUUCAGGCUGCUCUGCUCAAAGCCAAGACUGUGGGCGAGAACGGCACCCAUGCUCCCUCCAGCCCGUAACGGACAUGGGAGGGCACACUGGAGCUGAGACAGCUUUCUGUUUCUGCAGUCCCACAAUACAACUCUUAGCACAACCAAGCCCAGCCUCGCCCAUUCAGAUGGAUGAUUAUAUUUUUUGUUGUGUGUGUUUAUUUUUCCUUAGGAAAGUAGAAGUAGAGGGGUGCUUGUUUUGUUUGUGUGGGCUGCCCUUAUACGGGACUGCUGCUCUGUGUGACUCUGAAUGUGAUGGGUGAGUUUAAUGAGCCUUCCUCCAGAGUACAAUUAUGAUGAACUCCUCUCCCUUUUUUUUUUUUUUUUUUUUUUUUUAUCAAAGAGCGACAAGUUGAGAAAUGUGCCUAUAUCUAUGAAGCAUUGCUUUUGCAGGCUGGUAUUUCUAGCACCAUGGCCACCCAUAAGGGGCCCACUAAGGUAGAAAACAAGGCUACAUUUUCUAUUGUAAAAUGAAAAUUACCUCAACUUCCAGCCCAGGAUAAAAAAUAACCCCAGUCCAUAGUAGUAGGCUUGGAUCUGAUUUAGCCAGAGACCCAGCUACCCCCACAGAAUUACAGAUAUUUUCCUGUGCCUCCUGGUGUUAAAGUUCUACUAGUUCUUACAAUCAGCUACAAAUUAGAGAACAUAGAUAAAGAAACUUGAGUAGAUGAGGGAUGAUACAUUUUAUAUGUUGACAUCAUCAUCAGGUAUUACUGAAACUGUAUGAAUUUAUGAUAUUUUUGGAUCAAACCACUAUCACCGAAUUAGAUUUAAAUUUAUGUGUAUUCGUUUCACUGUUAAACAAUGAAAGGCUUUUGUUCAUUGAGUUUCUCAGAGUGAAUACAACUUUUAUUUUGAAUAUUUUAAUAUUUUGAAAUUUUGACACAAAUUUGCAAAAAAAGCUACAUAUUUUAUUUCCACUCUCAUUUGUUGUUUGUGUAAUGAAAAAAAUUCACAGAGCUGCUGGUUAAGGAAAGUCUCCAGUCAAAGAAAAUCUAAUUUACAACGGGAUAUAUUCUUUACAUUUAUAUACAGUAAAUGGCAUCUUUUACAAAAAUUGUCCCGUUUUAAGAGGACAGAUGAAUGUGUCUUUUAGAAAGGCAGACGCCCUCCUUUUCUCCUCCUGGUGUGUGGGAUAGACUCCAACAGUACUUGAGCCUGAACAAACAGGCCAUUCAGGCAGAGCUGCAAAGGACUGCGAGCUUGUCCGCCUGUUGCAUCUUUAGUGAGUGAAGAAGCUCUGAAUGGCGACCACCAACUUCUCCUGCUUUAUGAACAUCCACUACUGCUCCUGUAUCAGCCCUGCUUGACUAUUACCACUUGUAGAAGGUCUUGGACAUCACAAUCCUGUUAUAUAAUAAUCUGUAAAUGAAAACAUUAUUGCAAUAACUGGCAUGACAGCAAAGGGUCUCCUCUGAUUGUGUUGGAGAUGAGGUUAUUUGAAGGGCUGUGUCCCAACAACACCAAGUCUAAAGAGUAGAACCCAGAUGGUGUCUCAAGUGUUGCAAUUAGACCCCUGCUUAUUUAUUCAUUAGUGUAAGGUUUGGGAUUCAGUAGGAUGACUAGGAGUCAAUUUCAAUGUUUUUUUAAUGGUGGAGGAAAUAUUUUCAAAACUAUUUAUGAGCAAGUAUAUUCCAGAAAUAUAUUAUCAUUUGCCCCAUAAAUUAAUCAGUCCUGUUUGUCUUUUUUCAUUUGAUUUUUUUUUUUUUCAAAUCUAAACGAUAUUCACAACAACCUUAGAGGCAUUCUGGUGUUUACAAUCAAGUUUUAUAAGGCAAGGCUACCACUGACUAGAAUGACAUUCCUGUACAU